CCGGGCUCCGGGUGCCCCUGCACCGCCGCGCGGAGGAUUCCUUUACAAAGAAACUCCGAGGACCGGCCGGGGAGAAAGAAUUUCCCCGCGGGGACGCCUCCGACGGCCAGGUCUUCUGGGCGAAGGGCUGGAGGCACACGCGGAGCCAGACCGGUAGCACCUGGGUUUCUCCGUGCUGAUCGCUUGGCCCCUGGGUAUUUCUCUUGGAUAUUAACUUGAAAAUCUGAAGAAAUGGCAUUCCAGGCAAUUUGCAUGUUGGUUGGAGUAUUUGUUUGUUCUGUCUGUGUCAAAGGAUCUUCUCAGCCCCAAGCAAGAGUUUAUUUAACAUUUGAUGAGCUUCGAGAAACCAAGACCUCUGAAUACUUCAGCCUGUCUCACCAUCCUUUAGACUAUAGGAUAUUAUUAAUGGAUGAAGAUCAGGACCGGAUAUAUGUGGGCAGCAAAGAUCACAUUCUUUCCUUGAAUAUUAACAAUAUAAGUCAAGAAGCUUUGAGUGUUUUCUGGCCAGCGUCUACAAUCAAAGUCGAAGAGUGCAAAAUGGCUGGCAAAGAUCCCACACAUGGUUGUGGGAACUUCGUCCGUGUAAUUCAGGCGUUCAACCGCACUCAUCUGUAUGUUUGUGGGAGUGGUGCUUUCAGCCCAGUCUGUACUUAUUUGAACAGAGGGAGGAGAUCAGAGGACCAAGUUUUCAUGAUUGACUCCAAGUGUGAAUCUGGAAAAGGACGCUGCUCUUUCAACCCCAAUGUGAACACAGUAUCUGUUAUGAUCAAUGAAGAACUUUUCUCUGGAAUGUAUAUAGAUUUCAUGGGGACAGAUGCUGCUAUUUUUCGAAGUUUAACUAAAAGGAAUGCAGUCAGAACUGAUCAACACAAUUCCAAAUGGCUAAGUGAACCUAUGUUUGUGGAUGCACAUGUCAUCCCAGAUGGAACUGAUCCAAACGAUGCUAAGAUUUACUUUUUCUUCAAGGAGAAACUGACUGACAAUAGCAGAAGUACAAAGCAGAUUCAUUCCAUGAUCGCUAGAAUAUGUCCUAAUGACACGGGUGGACUGCGUAGCCUUGUCAACAAGUGGACUACCUUCCUAAAAGCGAGGCUGGUGUGCUCAGUAACCGACGAAGACGGCCCGGAAACACACUUCGAUGAAUUAGAGGAUGUAUUUCUACUUGAAACUGAUAACCCAAGGACAACACUAGUGUAUGGCAUUUUUACAACAUCAAGCUCAGUUUUUAGAGGAUCAGCAGUGUGCGUGUAUCAUUUAUCUGAUAUACAGACUGUGUUUAAUGGUCCUUUUGCCCACAAAGAAGGGCCAAAUCAUCAGCUGAUUUCCUAUCAGGGUAGAAUUCCAUAUCCUCGCCCUGGAACUUGCCCAGGAGGAGCAUUUACACCCAAUAUGCGAACCACCAAGGAGUUCCCAGAUGAUGUUGUCACUUUCAUUCGGAACCACCCUCUCAUGUACAAUUCCAUCUACCCGAUCCACAAAAGGCCCUUGAUCGUCCGGAUAGGCACUGACUAUAAGUACACAAAGAUAGCUGUGGAUCGAGUGAACGCUGCUGAUGGCAGAUACCAUGUCCUCUUUCUUGGAACAGAUCGGGGCACUGUGCAGAAGGUGGUGGUUCUUCCGACUAACAGCUCUGCCAGCAGCGAGCUCAUUCUGGAGGAGCUGGAAGUGUUUAAGAAUCAUGUUCCUAUAACAACAAUGAAAAUUUCAUCUAAAAAGCAACAGUUGUAUGUGAGUUCCAACGAAGGGGUUUCCCAAGUGUCCCUGCAUCGCUGCCACAUCUACGGCACAGCCUGCGCCGACUGCUGCCUGGCCAGGGACCCUUACUGCGCCUGGGAUGGCCAUUCCUGCUCUCGGUUCUACCCAACCGGGAAGCGGAGGAGCCGAAGACAAGAUGUGAGGCAUGGCAACCCACUGACCCAAUGCAGAGGAUUCAAUCUCAAAGCAUAUAGAAAUGCAGCUGAAAUUGUUCAGUAUGGAGUCAAAAAUAACACCACUUUCCUUGAGUGCGCCCCCAAGUCUCCGCAGGCAUCUAUCAAGUGGUUGUUACAGAAAGACAAAGACAGGAGGAAAGAGGUCAAGCUGAAUGAACGCAUCAUAGCCACUUCACAAGGACUCCUCAUCCGCUCCAUUCAGGAUUCUGACCAAGGACUGUAUCACUGCAUUGCCACAGAGAACAGCUUCAAGCAGACCAUCGCCAAGAUCAACUUUAAAGUUCUAAAUUCUGAUAUGGUAGCUGUUGUGACAGACAAAUGGUCCCCAUGGACCUGGGCUAGCUCCGUGAGGGCUCUAUCUUUCCACCCGAAGGACCUCAUGGGGGCAUUCAGCCACUCAGAGAUGCAGAUGAUUAACCAGUACUGCAAAGACACUCGGCAGCAACAUCAACACGCAGAAGAAUCCCAAAAGAUGAGAGGGGAUUAUGGCAAGUUAAAGGCUCUCAUCAACAGCCGGAAAAGUAGAAACAGGAGGAAUCAGUUGCCAGAGUCAUAAUGUUUUCUUACAUGUGGCGUUUGCUCCCCAUAGUCUUCAGUGGUCUGUCUGUCUUCAGUAAUCAAAUGUUGAACAAAGAAUCUUGUUCUUACCCACGGGAAAUUCCGGAGAAAGGUGAUUACACACUCCUAAAGUGAAUGUUACAUGAACUGAAACACGCAUGCAUUUUCUUGUAUGAUAGUGACUAGCGCUAGACAUGUCAUGAUCCUCAUGGUGCAUAUAAAUAUUUAAAUUAACCUAGAUUUUAUUUAUAUCUUUAUUUACCUUUUCUUCAAAUUAAGAUGGUGGUUAUAAAACUAGAAUUCUUACAUCCCUGCAUUGAACGAGGGCCAUAACCCUGUGGUCUUCCUUCCUUGGUUUAAGGAUCUCUAAGGUCACUGAUUUUGCGUAUGAAAACAAAUACCAAAGUCACAACUUUUAUAUGGUCAGAGUCAUAUAAAUGCAUGUGACAGAGUAGUUGUCAAAGACAAG
Molecule: messenger RNA, 2958 nt
Organism: Myotis brandtii (Brandt's bat)
Lineage: Eukaryota; Metazoa; Chordata; Mammalia; Chiroptera; Vespertilionidae
Gene: SEMA3C
Product: sema domain, immunoglobulin domain (Ig), short basic domain, secreted, (semaphorin) 3C
Exons: 18
Coding region: 232-2487 (751 amino acids)
Biological process (GO): negative chemotaxis; negative regulation of axon extension involved in axon guidance; axon guidance
Molecular function (GO): semaphorin receptor binding; chemorepellent activity
Source: RefSeq, a predicted model, not a curated record